AUGAUCUACAUUGAUGAGUUGUCAUUUUUUAUGCACAAACAUAUUGAAAAUAUAGUUGAUGUGGGGACCGAUGCUAAUUGUGGGUAUCGGGCCGUUGUUGAUUUACUCAGGAAAAGAGAAGAGAAUCACACUCUUAUUCGACAGACACUUAUUUCGGAGUUGACUUCGCAUAUGGACCUCUACACCCGAACUUAUGAGAACAAAGAAAAGUUUGAUAAAAUUCAUGAUGCCCUUGUUCCAUCACUUACCAGUCACGCACCGGUUUCAAAGUGGAUGUCCUACCCUAAGAUGGGUCAUCUUAUAGCAAGUGCGUACGACCGGGUGUGUGUCGAUUUGACAAAAUUUGGAUUUUCAGAGACAUUUUUUCCACUUCAUAGUCGUCCACCUUUAGACGCGUCAAGCCACAUCAUUUGUAUCGGGUAUCUAAGAUCGCGCCACUUUGUACAAGUCUUUUUGAAACCGGAGUGUCCUAUUCCUACUACGUCGUGUGAGUGGAUGACACAUCAUACAAAAGAGGCGGACACUUGGCCGGAUCUUUUUUCUAAAAGAAUGGUGGAGUUGAAAGAAAUUAUGAAGCAAGAGAUGGAAGAAAAUAGAGAGAAGUCGAAGAACUUACCGAUUUUAGAAUUAAGCGGCGAGGGUUCGUUCGGCGCAUUCUAG
Molecule: messenger RNA, 660 nt
Organism: Vicia villosa (hairy vetch)
Lineage: Eukaryota; Viridiplantae; Streptophyta; Magnoliopsida; Fabales; Fabaceae
Exons: 1
Coding region: 1-660 (219 amino acids)
Source: RefSeq, a predicted model, not a curated record